This is a messenger RNA of Coprinopsis cinerea okayama7#130, 1623 nucleotides long. RefSeq lists its product as hypothetical. Bases 1 to 1623 code for a protein of 540 amino acids. Lineage: Eukaryota; Fungi; Basidiomycota; Agaricomycetes; Agaricales; Psathyrellaceae. The record is from RefSeq and is a predicted model, not a curated record. The transcript has 2 exons.
AUGUCGACAAGAAAGCCAGUAUUCUCCAAGGCGAUCCUGGACAUAAUCUACCACGAGGCGUGCAAUGAUCUCAAAGACGACCUAAAUGAUCCAGACUCAGAAACGCGUGAAUACGCUAGAUGGAUUUUGGGUCGCCUCUCUCUUAUUUCUCGACAAGCUGAACGACACUUUCGCGCUGUUCUCUUCCACGGGUUUACAAUCAGGCGUCCUAAAGCUGUAGACCUCGACUCUUUGGUCUCUCUCGAGUCAUGGAUUUACCGACAAAUGAGAUUGCUCGAGCAGGAGGCUGGGCCUGCACGCUACAUCAAGGACCUUACAUUGAGCUUCAUGGGUCCAAUAGACAAACCAAAGGAGGGUGACAGCGACUGCGAUAGUUCAGACGACGAUUCUUCCGAAUUUGAAUUCAAGUCGAAGCCAUAUCCCGAUUCCAACAUGUUCCGUUGCUCAGUCACGCUUUUCAUCGACGCCAUUCCGAAGCUUUUGGCCAACUUCAAGAACCUAACCCGCUUCCAUAUCGACAAUGGCGGACCUCUUGACAAACGCCAUUGCAAUGGAUAUGCAAUGUACGAGUCUACUAGCAAUGUUACGGUCAACGCCCUCUUCGACUGUAUCCGGCGCAAUCAUUCGCUAAAAGAAGUCGCCUUCACGAAGGUCGUCGGCCUCCCUAUACGACAUUUGAUCCAGGCACUUCCGGCUUCGGUCAAAUCACUCCAACUUCAAGACGUCUCAUUUAGACCGGUAGAAGUCACAGACAGCGAAGAGGAUCCUACAGCAUUGUGCUCCUUAGAGGCGGCCACUCUGAUCCUGAAACCAAAGGAGCGACUACCUUCGUGGCUAUCUUCUCCGUCGUCGUCACUAUUUAGGGACUUGACCAAGUUUACGUUCCACUUCCACGACGAAGGGGACGUAGCCAAAGGCUUUGGCAUCUUGUCCCGGGCAGCAACGACUCUCCAGCAAAUCACGCUUCAUUACUACACCUGCCCACUCUCCGACAAUGCUUUAGGGUCAUUCCCGACUCUCGAACUUCCCAAUCUCUGCUCUCUGUCUCUGAAACUCGUAUCAACGCCGGUUAACACUUCACAUGACUUGACAUGCCCGCCCACCCUUUCGACUUUCGCCUACGAUCAUCUCUCCAAGUGGACCUCGUCUUCUCUCGAAUCCCUUGUCUUGGACUUUGAAUGGCACAUCGGACCUGACUCCUCAGUUCUCUACGAAGCGGAGGAUGAGGAAGAUGAACACGGUGAUUUCCCGGGCAAGUUUGUCGACAGGAAUAUCAGCAGGCUGGGUCCCAUCGACGACAUCCUCUCUAACAACAACACUUUUCCGAAGCUCCAAACAGUCAGGUUCUUUCUCCUGGGAAAAGAGGGCGGAUCGUCUGGCUUCUACAGCGAUCGCGCGUCGUGGAACGAGCUCUACGGGCUUCGGAAGCAGUACAUAGACGAGGCAAAAACGGCACUGUGCAGCACCAUGUAUCGCGUGCGAGGUGCUGGUGGGACGUUUAAAGUGGAGACGGGCUUACUCGAGUACUGGGAGAAGUACGAAUCCGAGAUCGAAGAUCCUUUCAACGAGCCGAAAUGGUGGCAACGAAAAAACGAGGACCCUUUUGACUUUCUCCUGGAAUAG